CGUCGUCCAUGUGUGUAAGCGUUGUAUUGAAAAUUGAAAGCGGUAUAAAAACAAGCGGCGGGAUUUUGUGCUGUAAAUAAUGUUUAUCUCGCGAUCCGAGAGGCUUCAGCGAAGUAUGUAAGAAUAAUACAAGAGGAAAGGGUUUGAACAGCAUGACGGACAUUCAUUCGAGUACAAAAACUCCUCUCCUAUUCCUGACGUUCCUCCAGCAAAGUCCUGAUCUGAGCAGUGAGCUUCAGAGGGAGCUAGAGGAUUUGCAGUGUGAUGUGAAUCUCAGGAGGAAUCCAGCUCAGAGAGGAUUAAAUGACCAUAUAGUUUAUUCCCAGGACCAUGUCUUUGACUGUGACAUUGAAUGUGAUGGUGAGCUGCAAACAGACGGACACCCGUUUCACAGAUGUCUGCUAAACGACGUUCCUCAAGAUGAUCUUGUAUUAGCAGUGCCUGAUGAAGACCAUGUGGUGAUGGAGUUGGCUGCUGAGCUCAUUAGAAUGGCAGAUGAGUUUAAUCGGAUGAUGGUUUCUGAGGCAGCUGAGCGUCUGACCAAGAAACUCAACAAGUCUUCACCAGAGGGCUGGUGGAGCUUCUUGGAUCAGGGGGUUAAAGGCUUACUCAGGCAAGUGCCCGGCUCAGACACUGACCGAGUAGUGAUGGCGCUCACCUUCUCCUUGAUGAAGGCAGUGUGUGAACACACUCCGAGUCUGCUGCGUGACCUUUAUAACACCAUCACGCAAUACAAUUUCAGGAAUAGUCAUCGGUGAAGUGCUUUGUUUAUACCCAAAUGCAACCUACAUUCUCAGGUUACUAUUUUGUUUUGUUAUAUUUUCCAUAAUAGUCAAUGUUUACUUGUUAGUAGAACAAUACACGUGAUCUGUUUGUUUGUUAGUGUGAUAAUCCUUGAGUGUUUGAAUUCAUUUGUUGUCUAAUAAACAAAAACGAAUGAAUUGUGACUUUAUUGCCUUUUUUUCCUAUGAUUUAACAUCUCCCACUAAAGGUAUUGUAAAUUAAAUUGCAUAUCCCAAUGAUGGCUGUGACAGAUGGCUAAAUAAAAUAGAAUAUUCCA
Messenger RNA from Tachysurus vachellii, 1060 nucleotides. It is a transcript of the gene bida, whose product is annotated as BH3 interacting domain death agonist. The record is from RefSeq and is a predicted model, not a curated record. The coding region runs from base 153 to 758 and encodes 201 amino acids. Lineage: Eukaryota; Metazoa; Chordata; Actinopteri; Siluriformes; Bagridae. Gene Ontology annotation, biological process: positive regulation of intrinsic apoptotic signaling pathway; apoptotic mitochondrial changes; positive regulation of extrinsic apoptotic signaling pathway. The transcript is spliced from 4 exons. Gene Ontology annotation, cellular component: cytoplasm; mitochondrion; cytosol.